Molecule: messenger RNA, 1681 nt
Organism: Nyctereutes procyonoides (raccoon dog)
Lineage: Eukaryota; Metazoa; Chordata; Mammalia; Carnivora; Canidae
Exons: 7
Coding region: 1-1083 (360 amino acids)
Source: RefSeq, a predicted model, not a curated record
AUGGCUCCCGCCCGCCCGCCCGCCCACGUGCCCGGGGCGCGGGCUCCUUGGACGUCGGCGGUGGCGGUGGCCGCUGCUUUCGGGGUCACGACGUCUAGCAAACUGACCCUGGCGUCUGGCCCGCGCUCCCAGGAGCCAAAGCCCAGGCCAGCCCAGCUGGAGGGCGCAGCCUGGUGGCCUCCUACCUGCCCCUGUGGAUUGUGCCGCUGGGCCCCAGGAAACCGUCAGGCGGCUCCUGGAGCUUUGCCAACGGUGACUGACUGUUCCCCCGGGGCCUCACAGGCUCCUGGGCGAGGGGUCCGUUCGGAGGACUCCAAGAGGAGCAGCACGUCCGUGUUGACACUGCUGGUGCCGCUGCUGGUGCGCGCCUCCGUGCCCGUGCCCGGUGCAGAACCCAGUGCAGGGCCUGAACCCACGACCCUGAGACCAAGACGUGAGCUGAGAUCAAGAGUCAGGCGCUCACCCAAUGAGUUCCCCAGGGGCUCCACUCUGUUCUCCCCUCACAUCAUUUUGUCAUUUCAAGAAUGUUUUCUACAUGGAAUCCUAUGGUAUCCCGCAGGGGCGUUGCAACAGUCAUCCACUGAAGGGCAGCUGGGGUGCUUCGAGCUGUUGGCUAUUACAAAGAGCCUGCAGGGGAACCUCGGACGUUGGUGGGGAGUGGAGUCCUCUUGGUGCUUGGCGGAGGGCCCGCUGGACCAUAGGAGGCUUGGAGCACUGCAGGCCAGCGGGGAAGGGACCUGUUCUUCCUUUACUGUGUCCCCAUCAUUCCAGGGGGGCCUCGGGGGACAAGAUGAUGGAUCCGGGUGGUGUGCAAGGUGCUGCUGCUGUGUCCCCGCCCCCCAUCACAAACACACCCCGCGCCCGCCGGUGCCCUUCCUCCUUGCUGCCUGCUCCUCUCCUAGGGGCCCUUGCUCCUACGUGCACCUUCUCUUGAGACGGUGCUCGCAGCACGAUCUGGAUGUCAUGUGGCCUUGUCUGGGAUCAGGUCACCCUCCGCCAAGUGGCCUAGUAGCCUUGGACUCAAGCCUCAGCUGGCAGAGCUGGAGGAAGGGGGGCUGCACCUCGGUGGAUGUCCUAGGGUAGAAGGAGUUGGAACCGGGGAGCCCCUCGCCCCCAUUCACACACUCAGACUCCACCUCAGAUCCGGCGCCUGCUCUAAGGUAUUGACUCCUAAAACCUCAGGGCACUUGUUCUUUUGAAUUCUCUGAGCUGUCUCUUCUCCGUUCGUAUCUUGAGACCGUACUCCAGUGACUCCCAUUUCAGGGGACUUGGCCCAGUGUUCCAGCUCACCCGCUGUCAACGGGUCUAAAACAUACAGCAAGGAGCGUCUGGGUGCUCAGGCGUUUCCAUCAAGCGUGACUUAGAGGUUUGGAGAUGUGGAACCAAGGGCUCUAUCCAAACGAGCAGGUUGUCUUCAUAAAGUACGAGGCAUCGAUGCGAUGAACUUUUUCACAGAACAUUUUUAAAAUGCCCAUAAGAUAUGACAAAGAGCUAGCGGCUGGCUCGUGGUGGGAGGGCUAAGAAUGGGCGCUGCGCACUUAAAAGGUGCUCCCUUUGUCAAGAGUUUAUUUGCCUCUUAGUCCUCUCUGCACUGAACGAGGGGCUCAAGCUCACACCCCUGAGUUCAAGGGUCACACCCCAUUCCUUUUUUUCUUUAAUAAAAAGAUUGCAUUGAUUGAUU